AUGGCCGGAGUCCGGGCGGGAGCGCCGCUUCCCCUCGCCCUCCGCCUCUCCCUUCCCGCGGCCCCUGGAGGCCGAGACCCAUCCGCGUCCCGCGCGCGCUUUCCUCAGAGGCUCGGCCGGGCGCCCUGCUUCGAAGUGGGCCUGAGGGAGCCUCCGCCUCCGCCGCUGCUUUCUUCCCCUUCGUUCUCCAGCGGCUCCUCCAGGCCGCUCCAGAGACCCCGAGGACCCAAGGACGGUGCCGGGCGGAAAGUCUGUGCGAAGCUGGUGAAAAGGUUGCCCGGAGAGAGCGGAAGCUGUGAGGAUGGGCAAAGCGCCCCUGCCCAGCCGCCCCGCCGCAGAACCGACAUGAGCUAUGAAACCAAGUACCAAGAUAUCUAGACAAGCCCAACUCCAACGUAUCACAAGACGCUUGGGACUUGCAAAAAAGGAAGCUUGGAGAAUCAACAUGAUUGGGUGAGGCAGCUAUCUUCAGCUUUAAUUUGGGACAAUUACGCAGGGUCAUCCCAGCUCCAGAACUAACUCUCCGUGGAAUCAGCAGAGGCCUUCACUGAGACUGCUGCAGUUCAAAUUCUCCCUCUGGCCAACCCCACAGGUGUUAAUUCCAAGAGCACUCCCCAGUAAACCUCUGCAUGCAA
Gorilla gorilla gorilla (western lowland gorilla) is the source of this 635-nucleotide messenger RNA. RefSeq lists its product as uncharacterized. The record is from RefSeq and is a predicted model, not a curated record. The transcript has 2 exons. The coding region runs from base 1 to 378 and encodes 125 amino acids. Lineage: Eukaryota; Metazoa; Chordata; Mammalia; Primates; Hominidae.